CCUAGUUAUCCCAGUCAGUUCAGAGAAACAAGACCCAGAUCAUUUAUUCUCUUCCACUUUAGAUUGAGCAAGAUAGACCCCUAGCCAAGACAAAAACUUGCUCACCGUGGCGUGUUAUCACCCCAGCUCACAUCUACUCGCAAAGAUUUAAAGAUUGAAUGCCCACCUCUGUGUACCUAGAUUGUAGGAUCACCUCCCAAAAACUAUGGCUCAAUCGAAGAGAGUGGCUCUACCAGCCCUCCUAACACUAUGUGCCAUUGGCGUCCAAGCCGAUGGCAUAGGCCUCAUUGGCUGGGGGAAGACAAUGUAUAACCCAACAUGCUCCUUCGCCUGUCGACAAGUUAUCCGAAAACAACAACUCUCCUGUACUCCUACCGAGUCGACGGAGAACCAUGGGACAGCGCAUAAUCCCGUCACGACACCGCCCGAUUGUUUUGUGGAAGACCAUAUCUUUCUUAAGACUAUGGCUCUUUGCAUAGACACAUACUGUCCGCUCGCAGGAAAUCCUUCUAUGAGUCUGAUCGAAGACUAUUGGGCAUCGCAUCUUGGAACAGGAACUAUUGGAAAGUAUGACUAUGUUCCGGUCAUGUCGUAUGAAGAUGCUUUGAGUGCGGCCAGGGAAGACGAAUCGAUGGCUUCCCAUAGCGCAAAUUCGACGUCUGGUCAUAAGAGCGGUAGCCAUCAUAAGAAGAGAACUGUUCUUUUCCCGCGCCAUGGUGGCCACGAUACAUCUUCUCACGAAGGCCUAGUAACCUUCAAUGUGUCAAGUCCUUUGCCCGUCACCGCUGGCGGAACAGAGCCCCUCAACGAGACCAGCUUCAUCGGCCCUGAGGACUGGCAACUCCAGUAUAACUAUCUCUAUGACUUUGAGACCAACGAGGCUGGCCAUACAACGAUGACUAUCACCAUCACUCUAGUGGCCAUCUGCCUCCCAGUUGUCCUCUCACUAUUGAGAUUCAUACCCGGCCUGACUAAGAGCCGAGGAUGGGCUUACUGGCAAUCAUUUCUGGUUGUCCCAGCGGCGUUUGGUAAGCGACAUCGUGAGCCAACUAUCGCUGGCAAUGUUCCCAACAGUGGACAGGCACUCUACAUCGCCUUAAUCAGCAUUCUCAACAUCCUACUCUGGCUCGGACCAUAUACAGUCCAUCAACCUCAGGCUAGCUUUGCCUCCCUCAAGAUGCAGACGAUCAGCGUCGUGGGCAACAGGGCAGGUGACAUGGCAAUGGGCAACGUUGUGGCUUUGUUCCUCUUUUCAGCUCGCAACAAUAUACUUCUCUAUGUCACGGACUGGAGCCAUAGUACAUAUCUCCUGCUGCAUAGAUGGCUUGGAUACUGGGCUAUCUUCCAUACGAUCGUUCACUCUGCCAUGCUUCUUGCCAACUAUGUCAUCCAAGGCACAUACAAAGAAGAGCUGGUACGUGAGUACUGGAUUUGGGGUAUUGUAGGAACAGUGGCAGUGUGUGCGAUAUUGCCCUGCUCCCUACAGCCAGUCAGGCAGAAGAUGUACGAGUUCUUUCUCGGAUCGCACAUAAUCUUAGCUCUUCUCUUCAUUAUUGGAUACUACUACCAUAUCUGGUAUCUUUAUGGGUACAAUUGGGGCUACGAGAUCUUUGCAUUCGUGGCUGGAGGUAUUUGGGGUCUCGAACAUGUCGUUCGACUAGUUCGCAUGGCAAGGCAAGGUAAUCGAAAGGCAACCAUCUCGACCAUUUCAGAUGUUGACGGAGAGUACAUCCGAAUCGAGAUUGAUGGAAAGCCUCUGGAGGGUGGUGUUGCGUAUCUUGCUUUCCCUACCCUUUCGUGGCGUUUCUGGGAGACUCACCCCUUUUCUGUCGCAUAUUCUGGCUCAUUGACUAGUGAGAACAGCCGUCAGCCAUCGACAACUGGUGCCAAAGAAGAGAGUGUGACAGUCUCACCUAGCUCUGAGACAGAUGCUGAAAAGGCUGGUAAUAUCAACCAGAACACUUCAGUUGUUAGCGCAACUGAGGGGAGAUCUACUGUCUUCUAUGCUCGGGUCCGAACGGGCAUGACCAAGAAACUCGCAUCACGAGUAUCUGGCCAGCAUUCUGAAGCACUUCAACUUCGGGUGAUCGUCGAAGGACCUUACCAUCAUUCCGGCCAUAUUUCACCUCAACUCUCACACUGCAAAGACAUUUUGUGUAUUGCCGGAGGUGUUGGCAUCACAGCCUGUCUCCCAUAUCUUCGGCAAGGCGCUUCAGGCAAUACAAAACUCUUCUGGUCAAGCCGCAAGAAAGGUCUUAUCACAGCCCUAACACCGGCUCUUGCUGAUCUGCCAAGGAGUGUACAGGUCGAAACCGUUGUGGGGGAGCGUUUGGGUCUUAGGGGCAUCUUGACCCAAGAACUGAUUGUAGCACCAGAUGAUGGUGCGCUGGCGAUUGUCAUGUGUGGGCCUCCCGGCAUGGCUGAUGAGGUGCGUAGAGACAUUGUUGAGAUUGUGAGGAGCAGCGCCUUAUGCCGCGCCUAUGUGCUCCUAGAUGAAGCGUUUUCUUGGUAGUUUUGGUGGUGGUAUGUCACUCAAUUAAACAAUCAAGAUGACGAUCUGCUCACUUCACGCGAGUUCUACACUACAUUACCUAAAUGAUCUUGAAUUAGAAUUGUUCAUCACUAUAAGACUAGAUGUCUUAUGUAAAUCGAUCUUCAUUUCAUCAUUUACCAUUUUGCUAACAUUAGGUCCAAGCUGGCGGGACUCAACUAGCCGUUACGAGAAACGCGGACCGAGCGGAUAUAUCUACUUGAACUCUAUUCAGAGACGUUCUCGUUUCAAGAUGAACUUCUAGAUCAAGCUAGAUUAUUUUGUGUCGCAUUGACCUGUUUUGACGUAAACGUCAAUUUCGGCAUCGAUAGUUACAAACCUUGAGUUGCACGUAGCAUGUUCUAUAAAAGUUCCUGAGACCAUCACCGUAAGCUAUCGAUGGGUGAAUCUCCCAUGUGGGAUAUUCUCGUAAUCAGC
This is a messenger RNA of Fusarium odoratissimum NRRL 54006, 2968 nucleotides long. RefSeq lists its product as uncharacterized. The transcript has a single exon. The coding region runs from base 206 to 2512 and encodes 768 amino acids. Gene Ontology annotation, biological process: intracellular iron ion homeostasis; iron ion transport; copper ion import. The record is from RefSeq and is a predicted model, not a curated record. Lineage: Eukaryota; Fungi; Ascomycota; Sordariomycetes; Hypocreales; Nectriaceae. Gene Ontology annotation, molecular function: ferric-chelate reductase activity. Gene Ontology annotation, cellular component: plasma membrane.